Molecule: messenger RNA, 4483 nt
Organism: Pocillopora meandrina
Lineage: Eukaryota; Metazoa; Cnidaria; Anthozoa; Scleractinia; Pocilloporidae
Source: the annotation of a GenBank genome assembly
AUGUAUGGGAUGCUUCUGGAGAGUGUCAUGUACUAUCUGAUCGAAAAAUAUGGUGAAGAAAAAUGGGACAAGAUCAGAGAACGCGCAGGCAUAAAUGAUCAUAUGUUUAUAACUCACAAACGCUACAGUGAGAGUAUGAUGCAGAAGAUCGCCGACGCCAGUGAGGAAGUUCUUGGAGAAGAAACGGGCAUGACGAGCGACGAUUUUAUGCAGUUUUUUGGCAGCUGUUUUGUGAAGUUCUUCAGUCACUACGGCUACGAUCGUAUAAUUCGUGUAAGCGGUCGGCAUUUGCGGGAUUUUUUAAUCGGCAUUGACAACUUACACGAGCACAUGCGGUUUGGUUACCAAAAGAUGCUGUCGCCAAGCUUCUUCUGCGAGGAAGAAACGAGUGCAGGCCUAACGCUGCAUUACAUCUCGAAGCGGAAGGGCUUCAUGCACUACGUCAUUGGACAGGUCAAAGAAAUUGCUUCCUCGUUCUACAACUUGGACGUUGACGUCAAAAUUCUGAACAACGAAGUCACCAACACGACCACUCACGUGGUAUACCGCCUCGGAUUCGAAAACGCUGGCUAUAAACCUCCCGCCUCAGACCCUUUAUCGGUUCACAGCAAACGCAGUGUCAGCAUUGAAGUAUUUUUCAAUAUAUUUCCAUUUAGUUUUGCGAUUGCGCGAGAUAUGACAGUGCACAUGGCAGGACAUGGUAUCAUUUCUACUGUGGGAAAUCGUAUUAUAGGCAACGACGUGAGGGAAUCGUUCACAAUGAGGAGACCUAAAGCAGACUUUACAUGGGACACGGUAAGGUGACUCAUUUCGGCCACAUGUUGGCUUCUCCCCAUUCAAGCUCCACGCUUGUUAGUCUUCUUGUUUUAAAAUCGUGAAUGAUUUGUUUUUAUUCUUCACUUGUUUGGUUUAGUUUAUGACAAGGCACGUGAUGUUCGAGUUGGUCUGCUCGCUUCCGACGCUACGACGUCCGACAAGAGCAAAUUUCACGCUGCAACAAUCGUCUUUUAAACUUCAAAACAGCAGUAUGGAGUGUCCACUUUUUGUCUCAACUGAAAAUGAGCAACAGUACGAUUCCAUGAUGUCCAAACAACCAAAGCUUCACCUCAGGGGCAUGAUGAAGUUCAUGCCAUCAUGGAAUAAGAUUAUUUACAUCUGUUCACCCUUGUAAGUUUUUAAGGUUCUUUUUCUUUUUUUUUUAUCUUUAAGUUUCUGAUAAGACUUGUCAGAAUUUAAAGAUAUUUUAGAAACGCCAAAUUAAGUAUUAUUAACGAAGGUGAUGAUGUAAAUUGGCCGCAGUAAAGAGUUUCAAAGCUGACGUUUAGAGCGUUAUCCCUUAGUCAGAGCGAAUAACGAUUGGCAGCGCUCAAACGUCAGCUUUGAAAAUCUUUACGUCGGCCAAUUAACGCUCCUGAAAUGCAAUUUUUUCCCAUAAUCUUUUUCUCUACAUGCAGAAUUGGGGGUGUCGAAGAGAUGAUGCGCAUAGGUCUGUAUAUGAACGACCUUGGACUGCAUGAUACGUCUCGUGAGAUGGUACUAUCUGGGAUUAAACCACUGCCUCAGCUUGAGAUGGCAAGAGACCAUGUGAGUCCAGGAUUCAAGCUUGCUAAGUGAACUUUUCAAGCUUUCUUUGUGCAGAUUAAGCUUUUAAAAUGCCUCAAAUGAAUAAUGCCCUUUUUUAUUCGCUUAAUUAGGAAUUUGAUAAAGGAAAGGCCCUCGAAGAAAACAUGGAGAAAUUGGCGCAAGAGAGAAAGCGGAGUGAAGAGUUGCUAUAUAGAAUGAUGCCCAAAGCCAUCGCUGACAGACUGAGGCUGGGGGGCAAAGCUGUCGAAACAUGUGAGGUUAGACUAAUCGUAACGUUUAUCUUCCAUCAAUUUUCCGAAAAAAAAAAAAAGAUUAAGAUGUUUUUCAAGGACAUGUCUUAACUCCUCAGAAAGAGGCUUAUCGAAAGAUGCUUCUAAACACUUACGCGAUGAUUAUAAAAAUAAGCGAUGCGUAAACAUGAGGUUUUGGUGACAUGUUUCUAUUGUCAAAUGCAAGGAAUGAGCGGCUAAGAACGAUAUACUGUAAGUAAAGAUGUAACUUUUUAAAUUACAUCAGUGCAACUGUUCAUUUUGCUUCAACUCCUUCAUGUGUUAAAAAAUUUUACUCUUGAUAAUGGUGACAUGUUGCCAGCGAAGCUACAUGUUUCAGCAAAGCUUUUAUUCCUAGGUGGAAAAAGAGAAAAAGAAACUUUCAAGAGAGAAAUGGGAAUUUGGACAUUUAUUUCCUUCUUAUUGUGUAUUCAACUAUUUUAGUCUACAAUUCCUCUUACAGUAUUUUGAAAACGUCACCGUCAUGUUCAGUUACUUGGACGGCUUUGUCGCCAUCUGUUCUCAAGUGGAUGCCAUGGAGGUUGUCAACCUUGUAAAUAACAUGUUCACAUCUUUUGACAAGUUGACUGAAAAGCACGAUGUUUAUAAGGUGAAGAGUUUAAUUCGUUUUCAAGUAGUGCCAGCUUAGCUAGAUUCGUUCGCGUAAACAAUUCAAAUACAAGAUGUACUGCCAAGCUGUCACGGGAAGAUGGUAAAAAACUGGGCCUUGAAGGCAUUCUUAUCUGGAAUUAAUGGACUUACUUCUGGAAUACGUUUUUUGAAGCUUAACUUUUUCCAUAACUUUGCUGCAUCGUAUGAAAAAUAUCGUUCCUUAAAAUGCAAUUAGGAAAAUAUCUCUAAAUUAGGCCAGACUCCUCAAGCAAGUUGUUUGGUUGUGACAUAUGCCGGUGGCAAAAAUAAGCUUGCAGCGUUUCCGUCCUUUAGUUUGAAACGUUAGGAGAUGCCCUUUACAUGACGGUCAGCGGUGCUCCAGUGAAGAAGGCGCUCCACGCCGAGCCAAUAUCAGCCAUGGCACUUGACAUGCUGGAAGCUGUCAAGGAAAUCGUGAACCCUGCCAGUCAGAAGCCAAUAACAAUAACUAUUGGUGAGCUCUGUAGAUUUUACCUAUUUUAACCACUUGCUAACUUUACUUGUUAACACACAAAUGCCAUAGAAUUCCUAUAACUUUUUCCAACUUCAGAGAGAAGCGUUAGCUAUAACGUACCUUGAAGAACAACGAGGUUAUGUUGAUUACGAGCUCAGGAUCCCUAUCGUGAAAUAGUUUCAGAAGGCCCGAAUCAACCUUUACGCGUGGACACCGAGAGCGAAUAAUCAUGGUGUUAACGUAUAAAUCUUAGAUUCGUUAUAAAUUAAUCAAAAAGGCGAGAGAGGAAUAACAAUAGAUGUCCGGAUAUUUGUUCAAGGGCUUGAUAUAUCCUGUUCAAAACAAACAUCAUUCUGGAGACUGUAUCAAGGCAAUCUUUAGCAAUCAGGGUACUUUGUUUCCAUUUCCUCGUAAUAUUUUUUUUUGGGGGGGUGGGGAGGUAGUGUUUAUAAGUCCCGUUGGACAAGUAUAAUAAACGUAUUGUUUUAUAUACUUAUCAAUUCAUUCGUUUUGCAUAUAGAAACUAGUAGUUCCAUUAAUUUAGCUUGUAAUUUAUAGAUCUUUUAGUUGGGUGACAAGUCUUGUUUAUGUUACGUAACAGGUAUGCAUUCAGGCCCUGUAGCGGCUGGUCUAGUGGGUGAGAAGACACCUCAGUAUUGCUUAUUUGGUGACACAGUUAACAUAGCCUCGAGGCUAAGAACCACUGCUCUGGUAAGCAAAUGGGAGAGCAUCUGGUGCGGGCUAAAAAUAUAAAAAACUCACACAUGUCUAUCAUUGAGAGUUAAACUUUGGAGUAUUUACUUACUGGCAUCAGUAAAUCUUAAAUAACCCCGCCCCUCCCCUCCCUGUAUAGAAUGUAGAUUCUCUUUAUUCCAGACUAUAUCAUUCGCCAAGAUUUAUGAUUUUGAAGGCCAACACCUUCAAUAGUAGCCACAUCCAAACAUUUUAUGCAUUUGCUUAUUCCCCUUUUAGCCAAUGAGAGCACACAUCAGCGAAGCCACCAGAAAGUGUUUGGAAAACACAGACUUUCGCAUUGAAUUUCGAGGAGUGGUUGAGCUAAAGGUGCAGCAGUGAUAAGUCUUCAUUUCAGAUUGCGAUGAAUAUUGUUAAUAGCUAACAGGAAUGGUAAAAUACUAAAACAGCGAAGCGAUUUUUUACAACUCUCUUAGGAAAUUUAUAGACUUGAUAUCAAUGUUCUUCGUCGUCCUCUUUGUUCGUUUUCUGUUUUUGGUUGGCGGGGAGGAGAAACAUUUUAAGUGUUCUCUAGAACCAAAUCUAUCAUGCAGACAUAUUAACAUAACGGGUUCCAUUUAAGUCCCUUUACAUGUUUGGGUUUCGACCAUAUUCCGGGCGCAGCUGCCUAUUACACAAUCGGCAUUUGCCUAUCGACAAUGUUAUCAAAAUCCCUGAGUGAUAUUUGUAUCUGUUCAACAGGGGAAAGGAAAGACACGAACGUAUUGGUUGACAGGAAGGAAUAACGCCACAAAAUGAGAUUCUUGUGCUUUUUUUUUUUUAAUCUUCACCA